This is a messenger RNA of Papilio xuthus (Asian swallowtail), 2154 nucleotides long. RefSeq names its product Exonuclease 3'-5' domain-containing 2 (gene Exd2). Gene Ontology annotation, cellular component: nucleus; cytoplasm. The record is from RefSeq and is a predicted model, not a curated record. The coding region runs from base 132 to 1850 and encodes 572 amino acids. NCBI's taxonomy places the organism in Eukaryota, Metazoa, Arthropoda, Insecta, Lepidoptera, Papilionidae. Gene Ontology annotation, biological process: nucleobase-containing compound metabolic process. The transcript is spliced from 10 exons. Gene Ontology annotation, molecular function: nucleic acid binding; 3'-5' exonuclease activity.
CUGUCAGUUGCUUGCCAAGUAAUGUUUGCCAAUGUUUGCAUUGGAUUGCAUGUUAUGAUGUCUUUAUAUUAUGAAAUGCAUAACUUCUAAGUGAUAAGUUUUAUUAUAAUUGUAAGAUUGACAGUUAACUAAUGAUUAUUACUGUUAUGGAUACAUAUUUAAAAUUUAAAACAUUCGUAACCUCUACGGCUCUAGCUGUUGGUUUCGCCGGUGCAACUUUGCUUUUAUUUAAAUAUAAACUAAGAAAAAGAAAUGCAGUCGAUGCUCUUAACUACUUAACAAUCAGAACUGUAAUCACAGAAGAGUCCUGCAAUGAAGUGAUAAAUGAAUUACGCAGGAGAAUAGGACUCCAUAAAGCCGUUGGCUUUGAUUGUGAAUGGGUUACAAACCUGGGUAGAAGGCAACCUGUUGCUUUGGUUCAGCUCUCUUCUUUUGAUGGUUAUUGUGGUUUGUUCAGACUUAGCCAUUUAAAGACUAUACCCAACUCUUUAAAAGAGCUUUUAGAAGAUGAGAAUAUAUUCAAAGUAGGUGUAGCACCAUUUGAUGAUGCAAAAUAUUUAUUAAAUGAUUAUUCAGUAUCACUGAAGUCUACUUUGGAUAUACGACACAUUGUGGAACUCACUGGUCAUACUCCAGGUGGUUUAGCUUUCUUGGCUUUAUCACAACUCAAUGUUAUUUUAGACAAGAGUUGGAGGGUGCGCUGCAGCAACUGGGAAGUUGAUGAGUUAACGCAAACACAAAUUAAUUAUGCAGCAGCUGAUGCUCAUGUAGCUAUUAAGAUAUUUGUUUACCUUAUAAACAAGAAGUAUGGCUCAGUAUGGAGUUGGUUGGAUAACUCAAGUAAUAAUGAAGUUUGGCAUAGUAUAAAUAAUAUCUGCUGGAAGUAUUCUGAUAUUGGCUUUAAAAAUAAACAAACAUCUAAAUUGGGCACUGAAAUGAAAAAAGAAAAAGAAGGUAAAUUAACCAAGGAGGCUGUAGUAAGCAAACGUUACCCGCACGCGACGCGGUCCAAGCCGCUAUACCACAAUUGUUUCUUGGUGGCGCCGGAUGGAGAGUUGUUAUGCACUUGUGACACCAAAAAGGCUGAAUGGUACGUAGAUAAAGAAUUAGCAGAUGUGGUGAAGGAGGAUCCACUCACAGUACGUCUGCGUUUUGAGCCUUCUGGCCGCUCCGUGGGAGAGGUGGGCAGAUAUUACCAACUUACUAAGGAAAACAAAUGCGUUGUUUGCGGCGGCGAUAACUCUUAUAUACGAAAAAAUGUCGUGCCCAGAGAAUACAGGAAAUAUUUUCCAGAAAUAAUGAAGGACCACUCGUCACACGACGUGGUGCUUCUAUGCACGGGCUGCCAUCAGCGCAGCAACAUGCGCGACCAGGCGGUGCGCGAGCGGCUCGCCGAGCAGUGCGACGCGCCGCUCGCCUCGCACACCGAUAACAAAUUCAAAGAGGACGCCGACUGCAAAAAAGUUCGUUCCGCCGCUCGCGCUCUGCUUUAUCAAUCGCGGAAACACGUUCUACCAGACGAGAGGAGGAAGGAACUGGAACAAAUAAUAUUACGUCAUUUCCCGCAACAUGGACACAUCACACAGGAACUUCUGCAAGACGCGGCGGAUAUGCAAGUCGUGUUUGAGAAUAUAGACUACGAGUCGCACGGACAUAAAGUGGUGGAGUACUUCCUGCAGCACGAGGGUCUGCUGCGGCUGGAGCGGGUCUGGCGGCAGCACUUCCUGGCCUCCAUGCGUCCGCAACAUAUGCCGCAGCUCUGGUCGAUCGAUCACAACGAGCAGAGGUUAAAAAUACGAUUAGAAGAAGGUCGCCUUUCUGAGGAAGAUGCAAAACUUUUGGGACUUUGAAUAUUGUGAACGGCACGUGGUCAUAUAUGAGGAGAGAGAACACCUGCGCUGUUGUAAUUAGCUAGACUUCAAGCGGAUGCAUAACGUGGAUUAAAUGUUAACAUUUUCUCUAUGUUUUGAUGUUUUUACUUUGGUUCUGGUUGAGUUUCGUAGUUGUUUACUACACACGUGCUAAGCCCAGCGCCGACGAUGUGACGUUGACGUGACGUAACCAUAUGUCGUUAGGUUCCCGUCACCGUUCCGUUAUAUGUAAUUUGUUGUAUAUCGUUUUUAAAUUUGUAAAAUAUUAAGGAAUGUCAAUAAA